Cucurbita maxima (winter squash) is the source of this 1271-nucleotide messenger RNA. RefSeq names its product ras-related protein Rab2BV-like. Gene Ontology annotation, cellular component: endosome. The transcript has 2 exons. The coding region runs from base 420 to 1070 and encodes 216 amino acids. Lineage: Eukaryota; Viridiplantae; Streptophyta; Magnoliopsida; Cucurbitales; Cucurbitaceae. Gene Ontology annotation, molecular function: GTP binding; GTPase activity. The record is from RefSeq and is a predicted model, not a curated record.
AGCCACAGGAAGGGCCGGGUUCAGUGCCUUUCCCUCCGUUAAGACGGUUUUGUUUUCAUUGAUUCAGUAAAAUCCCUGGCUUUCUUUUUGGCCAUUUUCCUUAAAACUCGCUAAUAAAAUUUGCAAGAAAUUUCAAAAAAUUCCUAAUCCAAUUACCACUCUCCCUUCCCUAUCUAUCUAUUCACCAUUUUUUCUUUAUGGUUAGUUCUUCAUUCCAUUUUUAUUUUUUGUUUUUCUUCUCUUCUAUCGUCUUCAACCCUAACCAUUUCUCCAUCCCGUUUCUUUUCUCCACAAUCAAACCAAUUCUCCAAGGCGUUAUGCUCAGAAAAUGCGAUUGCUAAUGCGUUUAUUUCUUCUGAAUCGUUUGUUGUUGGAUCUGGCAGGUGUUAGCCUCGGAGUUUGAUUAGGAGUUUCAUCAAAUGGCUUACAAGGUGGAUCACGAAUACGAUUAUCUCUUCAAGAUUGUGUUGAUCGGUGAUUCUGGCGUUGGAAAGUCCAAUAUCCUCUCCAGGUUUACGCGGAACGAGUUCUGUUUGGAAUCCAAGUCAACAAUCGGAGUUGAAUUCGCUACGCGGACUUUGCAGGUAGAGGGGAAGACAGUGAAGGCCCAAAUAUGGGACACAGCAGGGCAAGAGAGAUACCGAGCCAUUACGAGUGCUUAUUACAGAGGAGCAGUGGGUGCACUUUUGGUAUAUGACAUUACCAAGAGACAAACCUUUGACAAUGUCCAAAGAUGGCUACGCGAACUGAGAGACCAUGCUGAUUCCAACAUCGUGAUCAUGAUGGCCGGAAACAAGGCCGAUCUGAACCAUCUCCGGGCAGUUUCGGCCGAAGAUGCUCAGGUUUUGGCAGAGAAAGAAGGGCUGUCAUUUCUCGAGACCUCAGCCUUGGAGGCCUUGAACGUCGAGAAGGCUUUCCAGACCAUUUUGCUCGAUAUUUACCACAUCAUUAGCAAAAAAGCUUUGGCCGCUCAGGAGGCCGCUUCCACCCCCGGCAUACCUCACGGCACCACCAUCAACGUCGCUAAUAUCUCAGGCAACUACAACAAGAGAAGUUGUUGCUCUAAUUGAUCUUGUGACGACCAUUUUGGGGGUAAAAAAAAAAAAAAAAAAAAAUCAGUAAGAGUUUUUGUUGUAUAAGGCAAGAUGAAUAGAGAGGUACCCUUUUCUUUUAUAGAUGGAAAAGUAACUCAGACUGCUUCUCUUCAGUUUCUAUCUGAACUACUUCCGUUUGUUUCUGUGGAAAAUGAGAGAUUUUUGAUCCAGGUUGUA